This is a messenger RNA of Colletotrichum navitas, 337 nucleotides long. RefSeq lists its product as uncharacterized. The record is from RefSeq and is a predicted model, not a curated record. The transcript is spliced from 2 exons. Lineage: Eukaryota; Fungi; Ascomycota; Sordariomycetes; Glomerellales; Glomerellaceae. The coding region runs from base 43 to 267 and encodes 74 amino acids.
UGUGUCUUUGUGACUAGGCACGAUAUCGCGUCACCCCCGGCAAUGAAUUCCUAUGUGGCUCUUGCUGCUCUCUGCAUCCUGAGCGCCUUCGCUGUCUUUGGUUGCGUACGUGGGCGAGUUUCUCCCAUGAAGAGAUUUCUCUCGUGCAGCCAGGCGCCAAUGCCGAGGUGGGAGCCGGCAGGGGUACUGUCUCUCAAAUGCAGGAUGUCGAUCAUCUGCAAAUCACCAUUAGCGGCAGAUGGGAACUUCGAGGUCUACGCAUUAUAAUGGAGUUUGACAUCAAGAGUUAUAGAGCCAGUAACAGGGAAGGCAUCCUCAAAUUUGAAGCUGCACGCCU